This is a messenger RNA of Vigna unguiculata (cowpea), 618 nucleotides long. RefSeq names its product nuclear transcription factor Y subunit C-4-like. The record is from RefSeq and is a predicted model, not a curated record. Lineage: Eukaryota; Viridiplantae; Streptophyta; Magnoliopsida; Fabales; Fabaceae. Gene Ontology annotation, biological process: regulation of transcription by RNA polymerase II. Gene Ontology annotation, molecular function: DNA-binding transcription factor activity, RNA polymerase II-specific; protein heterodimerization activity; RNA polymerase II cis-regulatory region sequence-specific DNA binding. Gene Ontology annotation, cellular component: nucleus.
UAUAUAUAUAUAACACUGAAGCUACAAUUAAGAGUAUAACAGAGACCAUUGAAGCUGAAGUUAACCCAGAAGAAGAGAUAUGAGACAAGCUGGUGCAUAUUCAGGGUUACUGUGUGGAGGGGUAGCUGGAAGGACAGGACCCCACUCUCUGCCCUUGGCAAGGAUCAAGAAGAUCAUGAAGAAAUCAGGGGAUGAUGUUAAAAUGAUAUCAGGGGAGGCUCCGAUUAUCUUCUCCAAGGCUUGUGAGCUCUUCAUUGAGGAACUUACUAGAAGGUCCUGGAUCAUCGCCAUGCAAGGCAAAAGGAGGACUCUGCAUAAAGAGGACUUGACCUCUGCAGUUAUAGCCACUGAUCUAUUUGACUUUUUGAUCACUUUGGUUUCCGAUUCUGACACCCGUUCACCUGGUGUCACCACCACUACCAUGGAGGUAGAAACUUUGUACUAGUCUUCAGCAACCUAAACACAACAGCAGCUACAGAAUUUGAGUUCUAUAUAUGGCUAUGUAAUUAUUGUAAUAUACAUGUAUGUGUCUGUUGGUUACGCAUCACUGUACUUGAAUCAAAUGAAGUUGUGCCAUGAUUUUUAAUACACAUAUGGAAGUCUCACCUGGAUUAAACA